This is a messenger RNA of Fusarium vanettenii 77-13-4, 1476 nucleotides long. RefSeq lists its product as uncharacterized. The record is from RefSeq and is a predicted model, not a curated record. Lineage: Eukaryota; Fungi; Ascomycota; Sordariomycetes; Hypocreales; Nectriaceae. Bases 1 to 1476 code for a protein of 491 amino acids. Gene Ontology annotation, molecular function: proline dehydrogenase activity; FAD binding. The transcript has 3 exons. Gene Ontology annotation, cellular component: mitochondrion.
AUGGCUUCUAGAGUCGGUCUUGUUCGUCCUUGUCGUUAUGUUUCCCUCCUCGGGACUCGCCAGGGCUAUACAAGUCUCGUGUCAUGCCGAUCCCGUAGUCUCGGGUUCCAAAGCCGAGGGCUGUCUCAGUCGUCACACAUCCCCGCUCAGGCCCCUCAGAAGGCUCUGAGGGUUCUUAGAGAUGUUCCUCUUCCUAUACUCUUUCGAUCUCUUCUUGUUCUUUCGGUAGCUGCUCUACCGUCGAGCAUUCUCUCGGUUAUCAUCAGAAUCACAAAGAGGCAUAGCGAGCUUCUUUCCAACUCUCGGCUUCUGCGAUGGCCUGUGCACAAGACAUUUUACAACACGUUUUGUAUUGGGUCUGAGAAUGCGGAGAUUAGGGAGAAUAUCAAGUCCCUGAGGGGGAUGGGUAUCGAUGGUAUUGUCCUCGCUUUUGCGAGAGAGACAAAGAUUGGAGACCAUGAGCAGACCAAUGUUCUUACAGAGACCAACGCCAAUCUGCGGGAGUGGGUUUCUAUGAACAUGGAGACACUCCGGAACCUGACGGACGAAGAUUAUCUUGCGCUUCGAUGCACGGGAGCUGGCCCUGCUGCUGUGGCUGCUCUUGAUGCUUUUUCAGCUUCUACACCCGGUACAAAGGAGUACGAGGCUAAUCUCGAGACUUUGCAAGUCUUUGAGGAUGCUCUUACUCGGAUUUGUGCUGAGGCUGAGAAGAAGGGUGUGAGGAUUCUUAUUGAUGCUGAGUCUUCUCUGCACCAAGCUGCUAUCGACCAUGUUGCCCUGUCUGUCAUGUCCAAGUUUAACCAAAACGGACGAGCCGUCAUCUACAACACUUAUCAGAUGUAUCUACAAGCUGGAACUUCCAAGAUGAUCAAGCACAUCCGCCUUUCCCAGGACCGGAACUUUACAAUUGGAAUCAAGAUGGUCCGUGGCGCAUACCUCCACGUUGAGGCCCGACCUGAGGCUCUUCAUAAAUGCAAGCAAGAUACAGACGACUGCUACGACAACUCGGUCAGGUUCUUGUUUGGAGGCAAGGUUGACAACAAAGAGAGCGGUUCUACCAUUGGAAAGGCACGGCCUUGGAAUGCAGAGAUUAUGCUUGCUACUCACAACGAUGCGAGUGUGCAAAAGGCUCUAUCGCUCUGGAGGAGUGGUGGUGCACUGACUGAUACACCCAACGCCAACGGAGGAACAGUCCAGAGUCUUUCAUUUGCUCAGCUAAUGGGUAUGGCAGAUGAGGUCUCUCUUGGACUUGUGGCUGACAAGAAGGACCACACCUGGACAUCUGACAGUGUCUCCAAGGAGUCUCUUCCCACUGUUGGAGUGUACAAGUAUACUAUCUGGGGAUCUUUUGAGGAGUGUCUUCUGUAUAUGCUUCGAAGGGCCGAGGAGAACCAGGAUGCUGUGGCGAGGACGAAGGGGACUGCUUUGGAGGCUUUGAGGGAAGUAGGGAGGCGAUUUGUACCGUUUAUGAGCUAA